AUGGACGGCUGGGAUGGAGAGGAGGCGGCGCCGCCUUCCGCCGCCGGGCUAGCGCCGCCGAUAGAAGUGAUGGCUGCGGAGAUGCUGAUUCUGCGGCGGGACGCCGGCGCACCGGCGGAGCUCGGCGGAAGGGUGCUCUUCGACGGCGGAGACCGCGGCGACGCCGAUCGAUACCUCCGUGCCGUGGACGAGAUCCGGCGAUACUUGGAGGUCGCCGGCGGGAGCGGCGCUAGCCCGCAGCUGGCGGCUGCGAUCCAGGUGGCUAUGGCGCGGCUGGAGGACGAGUUCAGGAGCAUCCUGGUGACGCGGGUCAACGCCGUGGAGAUCGACUCGCUGGCUGCCAAUCUGAGCCUGGCUUCUCUGUCGUUGGCGGACUUCUCGACGGAAGGUAGCGGAGGGGUGAGUGAGAGUUAUUUCGGGGAAGACAGCGCGGAGGUGGAGGAAGAGGGCGCGGAGGGGAGCAGUUUCCACUAUGGGGAAACGAUCAGCAGGACCUCUACUACGACGAGCAAUAACAGCUACCGGUUUGGGAGCAGCAUCCGGGAGGUCGAUCUGUUGCCAGAUGACGCGAUUGAGGACCUCCGGAGCAUUGCGGAGCGGAUGGUGGCUUCAGGCUACGCCCGGGAAUGCUUCCAGGUCCACGGGAGCGUACGCAAGGCGGCGGUGGACCGCAGCCUCUGUCAGCUCGGCGUUGAGAGGAUCAGCAUCGGCGACGUGCAGCGGCUAGAUUGGGAGGUUCUGGAGGGGAAGAUCCGGCGGUGGAUCCGUGCUGCCAGGGUCUGCAUCCGCGUGGUCUUCCCUAGCGAGCGGCGUCUGUGGGAUCAGAUAUUCGAGGGGAUCGUCGCCGCCGGUGGGGACGAUUCACCCUUCGUGGAGACAGUGAAGGGCGCGGCGAUCCGGCUUCUAAACUUUGCCGAGGCCAUCAGCAUCAGCCGCCGGACCCCAGAGAAGCUCUUCAAGAUAUUGGAUCUCCACGACGCGCUCUCUGAGCUCCUCCCCGAUGUGGCGUAUGUCUUUCUCCGGCUCCGGGCUUCAGAUCCCAUCCACACCCAAGCGACUGAGAUCGUUCAUCGACUUGCUGAGGCUGCACGGGGGAUACUCUCAGAGUUUGAGAGUGCGGUUCGCCAGGAUCCUUCCCGGAUCCCUGUUCCCGGUGGUACAGUCCACCCGCUGACGAGAUACGUGAUGAACUACACCUCGCUCAUCUCAGAUUACAAGGCCACCCUCACCGAGCUGAUCGUCGCGAUGCCGUCGUCGCCAACUGGUUCCCGGUCUUCAGAGACGUCAGGGGAGGGCGACACUUCGCUCCCCAUGAUGGAGAUGGACGUGCCAGAGGUGGAGGGUCAGUCCCCUCUUUCAGCUCAUGUUACCUGGAUCAUCGUCCUCCUCCAAAGCAAUCUCGAGAGCAAGGCUACGCUCUACAGGGACGGCGCGCUGUCCCACUUCUUCCUCAUGAACAACGUCCACUACAUUGUUCACAAGGUGAGAGGGUAUCCCGAGCUACGGGAGAUGAUCGGAGACGACUAUCUGAAGAGACUGACGGUGAAAUACCAGCAGUCGGCGACUAGCUACCGGAGGUCAACUUGGAAGCGCGUUCUCCAAUGGCUAAGGGAGGAGGGUCUACCAUCGAGUGGGAGCUUCUCUUCAGGCAUCUCCAGGAGCGCGUUGAGGGACCGAUUCAGGGCCUUCAAUUCAGCCUUUGAUGAAGUCCACCGGGCGCAGGCUUUGUGGACUGCACCCGACCCCCAGCUUAGGGAGGAGCUGAAGAUUUCAAUAUCAGAGUUGUUGAUACCUGCUUACCGUGCUUUUCUAGGUAGGUUUCGUCACCACAUUGAGAGUGGGAGACACCCUGAGAUGUAUAUCAAGUACUCGGUCGAAGACCUUGAGGUGGCACUAUCGGAGCUCUUUGAGGGUAGCUCACCUUCACUUCAUAACAGGAGACGAUCCCAUGCAUGA
This is a messenger RNA of Spirodela intermedia, 1956 nucleotides long. Lineage: Eukaryota; Viridiplantae; Streptophyta; Magnoliopsida; Alismatales; Araceae. The record is from the annotation of a GenBank genome assembly.